Molecule: messenger RNA, 465 nt
Organism: Henningerozyma blattae CBS 6284
Lineage: Eukaryota; Fungi; Ascomycota; Saccharomycetes; Saccharomycetales; Saccharomycetaceae
Gene: GIM5
Product: Gim5p
Exons: 2
Coding region: 1-465 (154 amino acids)
Biological process (GO): protein folding; regulation of DNA-templated transcription
Cellular component (GO): cytoplasm; prefoldin complex
Source: RefSeq, a predicted model, not a curated record
AUGUCAUCUACAAAGAUUGAUUUGAGUACAUUAGGUCCAGAACAACUAGUUGCUGUCAAGAGACAAUUUGAUCAAGAGUUAGAUCAUUUCAACCAGUCUUUACAGGCUUUAAAUAUUGCUUCAAAUAAAUUCACAGAGUGUAUUGAAGAUAUAAAGCAAGUUUCUAAAAAAGAAAACGAUGGCCAGCAAAUAUUAAUACCUGCCUCAUCUUCUUUGUAUAUACCUGGUAAAAUUGUAAAUAACCAAAGUUUUAUGGUAGAUGUUGGUACAGGUUAUUAUAUCGAAAAAAAUAGAGAAGAAGCUAUUACUUUCUAUCAAGCCAAAGUUGAUAAGUUAAAGAAAGAGAGUAUUCAAUUGCAAGAUAUAAUUAAAGAAAAGGCACAAGUAGUUCUUAUGUUAGAACAACGUCUAAGACAACUGGCUCUGCAACGUCGUGAAGAGGCUAAGACUGAAACUGCUAAAUAA